CACGUGAUAGCGCGGUAUCCAGGAUGUGACGUCAGUGCUAUGGCCGGCCGCGAUGUGGGGCUUCUUCUCUCGGGAUCCUGUCAAGGAUUUUCCUUUCGAGACGGGCGGCAGCACCGAGGCUUUGCUGGGCCUGUGGCAGCUGCAGGCGGGCCGGAGAAAGGUUACCAAUGACCCCGUGUCCGUCUUUGUGUACGACGUCAAGCCCAACUCCGAUGAGCAGACGCAGGUGGCGAAAGCGGCGUUCAAGCGGCUGAAAACCCUGCGCCACCCGAACAUCCUGUCCUUCGUCGACGGGUUGGAGACCGAGAAAUGCCUGUUUGUGGUGACGGAGCCGGUCACACCGCUGGGAACCUACCUGAAGGCAAAGGAGGCCGUGGGGGGGCUGAGCGAGCCAGAGAUCUCCUGGGGCCUCCACCAGAUCGUGAAAGCCUUGUCUUUCCUCGUGAACGAUUGCAACCUGAUCCACAACAACGUGUGCAUGGCGGCUGUGUUUGUGGACCGCGCGGGCGAGUGGAAGCUGGGUGGCCUUGACUACAUGUACCCGGCGCAGGGGGACACACCUCCGACGCCAAAGGGCUUCCCGGAUCUCGACAAGUAUGACCCGCCAGAGAAGACAGACACGAGUGCCGGCAGAGGGGAGAAAUGGUCAGCCGAUACGUGGCGUCUGGGCUGCCUGAUCUGGGAGAUUUUCAACGGACCACUGCCAAGACUGUCCUCCCUCCGCUCCCUCGGAAAGAUUCCCAAGCAGCUCGUCCCACAUUACUGUGAGCUUGUUGGAGCCAAUCCGAAAAUACGGCCGAACCCAGCCAAGUUUCUGCAGAACUGCCGCAAGCCCAAUGGUUUCAUGAACAACACUUUCAUAGAAACCAACCUAUUUCUAGAGGAGAUUCAGAUCAAGGAGCCAGCUGAACGACAGACCUUCUUCUCAGAGCUGAGUUCGCAGCUUGACAGUUUCCCCGAGGACUUCUGCAAGCACAAAAUCUUGCCACAGCUGCUAACGGCGUUCGAGUUCGGCAAUGCCGGUGCAAUUAUCCUUGCUCCUCUCUUCAAAGUGGGCAAGUUCCUCAGUGCUGAUGAAUACCAGCAGAAGAUCAUCCCCGUUGUGGUCAAGAUGUUUUCCUCGACAGACAGGGCAAUGAGGAUUCGCCUUCUCCAGCAGAUGGAGCAGUUUAUACAAUAUCUCAACGAAGCGACUGUCAACUCCCAGAUCUUCCCCCAUGUCGUCCACGGCUUCACGGACACUAACCCAGCGAUCAGGGAACAGACGGUCAAGUCAAUGUUGUUGCUGGCCCCGAAGCUGAGUGACGCCAACCUGAACGUGGAGCUUAUGAAGCACUUCGCCCGCAUGCAGACCAAAGACGAUCAGGGUCCCAUCCGCUGCAAUACCACAGUCUGUCUGGGCAAGAUUGCUGCCCAUCUCAACGCCAAUACGCGGCAGAGAGUCCUCAUCUCGGCCUUCUCGCGGGCAACGAGGGACCCAUUCGCCCCCUCCCGUGCCGCCGGAGUACUGGGCUUCGCGGCCACGCAGAACUACUACUCGGUCUCCGACUGCGCCUGCAAGAUCUUGGUGGUGCUGAGCCCACUGACGGCAGACCCCGACAAGAACGUCCGGGAUCAGGCCUUCAAAGCUAUCCGGUGUUUCCUGACAAAACUGGAAACGGUGUCGGAGGAUCCAUCCAGAGCUGAGGAUGUGGAAAAGGACAUCAACCCGGCCUCGACCAACCCAGCCGCUGCCCUGGGGGCAAGCUGGGCUGGCUGGGCCGUCUCCGGGGUCUCCACUCUCACGUCCAAGUUCAUUCGAACAAACCAGGUAGCAGGAGGUCAGUCGGCAGAAAGUCAGCCUGCUGAAGCAGCCCCCAGCACUGGAGGAGGAGGUGAAUCCAAAUCCCCAGGCGCUCCAGUUGCACUGGCUCCCAGCAAGGAGGCAGAUGACAAGGAGGCGGCGAAGGUGGAAGAGGAGGAGAGGUGGGAUGACGAAGACUGGGGCAGCCUGGAGGAGCCGGGGAAGUCCAAGGCGCCUGACGAGAAGGGAGACUGGGCCGGUGCUUCUGAGUGGUCACUGGGUCAGAGCAGCAGAACCAAGGCUGCCGUGGGCACGAGUGCCGCCGCAUCUGGGGCCAGAGCGACGAAUCCUGCUACCUCUGAGUGGGACGCAGCAGACUGGAAUGUGAAUGGGGGCUGGACGUCCACGGCCGCAGUACCACAUGGACAGGGCUCUGGAGAAGACAGCUGGACCACCGAGUGGGGCAACGACAUGGCAGCGGGUACUGGCCAGAAGGCCAAAGGUUCCUCCUCGAGUUGGCGGGAUACCCGGCUGGCCAGUGAGUAUAACUGGGAUGGAACAGGCAGUGGGAGAAGGCAGGACGACUUCACCACCAUCACUCAAGCAACUGCUGCUGGUCAGAAAGCCGAGGACAGUUGGAGCACCGAUAUUGCUGGCAACUGGGACACAGAGGGAAACUGGGAGUCCGUUGACUUGGAUCAAGGAUUAAGUAAAUCUGAUCUCGCCAGGAAGAAGCGGGAGGAGAGGAAGAAGGAAAUUGAAGCAAAACGAGCAGAGAGGAAGGCUGCCAAAGGACCUCUGAAACUUGGUGCCCGAAAAGUUGACUGAGUUAAUGGUGCAGGGCACUAUGAGAGUAUAAUUUUUAAAGUAUUGUCUGGUAUACGCAGUAAGAGGACUGACAGGACACUGCAUCAUUGAUUGCUGGUAUGACCUAACUAGCCAGUACAUUAUCAGAGUUGCUGUCUUCACAAGUGCAUGAUUUGACUAUUGGACCACAACCUUAAGAUUGUGAAUGGAUGUAAUUUUGAUUUAUGCAGUAAAAGGACAGUAAAAAAAUGUUUUUUUCUAAUUAUUGCAAUGCCUGUGAACAACUGAAGCUGUGAAAAGCAGUCUGAUGCAGUUUCAAAAUUAUCCAGCAUCAGGAAAUAAACAGCACUCAAAAGGAGGAUGCAGGCUCUUUAUUGAUUUUACAGCACCAUUUCCAGAAAUUAAUGUACACACAAGUACAAGACACCAACAGAAAAGCCUUCAACCCAAACUCAACAUUUCAAAUUAUUACUAAAGCAGCAAAUCAGUGAAGAUUAGUGAAACUAUUAUGCUCCAUCGGAACUUGGUCUGGAAUAGCAAGCAAAUGCCGCAGGGAUUUGAACCCCAUCCUGGAAACCAGGAGUGCCAAUCACCAGCAUCUUUUGCUUUUUUUGGGGUGGAGCACUACAAAGGCAAAAGCAAAACCUGAGAAAACAAUUAUUUGUUCUCCCAGUAAAAGAAAACCUGAUUUGCUGCCUAAACUUCCAAUCCUGGCAGAUGGUAAAUUCCUGAGGCUCCAUGUAUUCUCAAAACAAUCCACACGUUCCAUUUGCAAUCUCUGACCUUGCAAGCCAAUGUCACUCACUAGACUGAAAUGCAACAAACCACCACACCAAACACGACACAAAUGGAACAGAACCAUUCCAGCAGUCAUUACAGUCAGAAUACUAAAUAUGAUCUUUAGAUUUUAAAUCUUAAACAUUGAUUACUCAUUCAUAAUUACACAUGGCAAAUAGACUGUUACAUUUGACAGCUUACAGACACUGUACUUCUGUUCAUCUGGAGACCUUCAGGAUUCUGGUAUCUGAAAAACUAAAGAGAGGCCAUUUUCCCCACCCUAAAAACCCUAGUGAAUUUCAUAAAUACAAGUUUAAAGACUGCACCUGUGUAAAGGCUGUCCACAGUAUUCACUUCAUCAGCAAGGGCUGGAAACCUGAAAAAACUAAGAACAAGACUGUUCCCCACCCUAAACCCAUCAAAUGAAAUGGUGCAAUAAGAAUGAAGAUCAGAACCUGGUGAGUUCGUCCAGCGUACAGUUAUCCAUCUAACCAAGCACAGCAGGAGACCUGAAAGAACUAAAGAAAACAAGCCUUUUCCCCACCCAAAACCCUUUGAAAUGGUUCAAUAAAAAUGAAGUGGAGCACCUGUUUGCCAGUCCAGAGUAUGGUUACGUUCCAAGGCUUAGCAGCAAGCAGUGAAGAUCUGAAAGAGCUAAACACAAGAAGGUUCCCCACCCAAGCCCAGUUGAAAUGGAUUUGAAUAAUGAAAUUCAGCACCUGUUUAGUCCAGUGUACGAGUGUAUUCCAUCUAAUUAAGCAGCAUAGACUGGAGUCCUGAAACUAAGAACAGACUUCCCCACCUAAAUCCCUUUGAAAUGAAUAUUAAUGGAAGGAGCACCUGUUACACGAGUCCAGUACAUGGCUGUUCCAUCUAUCUAACGCGACAUGGGAGACCUGAAAAAUACUAAGAAGAUGACUGAUCCCCACCCUAAAUCCCUUUAAAUUGUUUUAAUUAGAAGAGUCAGCACCUACUGGAAGACUGUCCAACACAGCGAAUUCACUGGGCAAUACAGGAAAGCUGAAAAACUAAGACUUGCUGCGUCCUUAACCCCAUCGAUGGGAUACCUUAAAGUCUGCAGGUCUAUUUUGAGCAACAGAGAUGGAAAUCUGGGGAGAAAGAAGAGUGCUGUUUCAUAGCCCUACACCCCCCCCCCCCCACUAAUGAAAUCAAUUAAAAGCUCCAGCAGUAAUUUAUACACAUGCUAAAAAUCAUUUACAACCAAAACGGGAAACUAAUCUCAUGGGGAAAAUAGAAAUGAAAUCCAUACCUCUCCAAAACACCAGUUAACUUGCUUUCCAGAUGUCUAUUAGUGCCUUCCUUGGUAGAUCAAGCCUUCUAUCUUUGUAGCCCAUUCAAGCAAGUAAUGCUACUUUGAUAGCUCACUGCCUCCUUUAUUUUACUUUUCCAACAUUAUUUACAUCUAUGGUUCAGUUUUAUCUUGGAGAAAGAUUUGUAAGGAAGUAUGACCUACUGCAUUUAGUGAAGGUUACUGGACCAGUUGUAAGUAAUUCUAGGCUUGUUCGUUCACAUCUGCAAAAUAAAAUCUAGGAAAUAUCACCUUACUUUCCCCCCCCCAACCCCAUUUCAAUUUGCAACAAAUCAGUUUGCAACUUAAAUUUACAAAGUAAUCUUUUCAGAAAUCUUAGUAUGACACUUAUCUGUACCAGGAGUGCUUCUGAACCCAACCACAACAUGCUUUGGGAAGUGUUGGAUCUAGGCUUGAAAUAAGGCUACAUGUCUUGCAAACGAUCCAAGAAAUUCAGUCAUACGAACAGUUCCAGUCGCAAACUCAUUCAUCCUUUUAAAAUGAUGGCUCUGCGCAGAUUCCUUACAACAUUCAGUCUGAAGAACUCUGGGCUGUCUGUCUCACUCAAAAGCUUGACACUUCAAGUAUGAGAUUUGCUUCGACUUGUGAUACCUGAAAAAAUCUUAAGGAAAAGAAGCCAAUCUUCCCACCCACCCCAACAAUACUCUACAGAUACAAGCAAUUUAUGUAAACUAAUAUUUGCUGAGCUUUCUUCACUGCAAAUCUAGUUGGCUUGUUGUUUCAUCUACAGCUACUUCAAACCAAUAUUCUUAUUACCCAGAAUGCAUGCAAUUUACAAAGCCAACAUCCCGAAGUGGAUUUUCCAGGGUAAUUAGUCUCAAUUACAACAUUGUGCAACUAUUAAGCAGCUAACUAGAAAAGGAAAAAUUAACUGCCACCUUCAAUCCAACUUAACAGAUUUGUGAUUUAACAACCAAUUCCAUAUGAUGAAUCAAUAUAGAUUAGUGCAGUUAAUCAUGCACAGAAGCUCAAUUCCAUGCCAUCAUUUCCAAUUUUUUUCCUACCACCAAUGCAAUUUUGUAAAAUUGCAAGUUAAAUUGAAGUGAUUCACUGCAGUUAAUAUAUACUAACAGGUAAAGCUUAAUCAUCAAUGGUCGUCGGGAAGAGCACCAAUUGGUCCUCAAAGACAAACUAACUUUAAAAGGCUUACAGGGCACUCUACAAUAUUAUGCUGUUUUACCUUAGGAACAAGCAACUUUAUAGUCUGAAAUCACUGGUUUAGCGUGUUCUGAAAUGACUGGUGUUUAAUGUAUUCUGAAGGUUUACUUGCUGUGAUUGUAGACAGAUUUAUAGAUCAUCUUCAAGAUCCCAUAGCAGAAUAAAGCUUUGUAGGAGCACACCUGGAAAAUAAAAUCUUAGAACAACUUUCCCUAUCACCCACUCCCACUUCAGGAAGCAUUCUUCCAAAGCAGGGUGUUCAUGUACAAAAUAUAUAAACAUGCUGUUGUUUAAAGCUACAACACUAUUUCCUACAGAAACAAUGGGAGUGGAAUUUAAACUCGUAAAGCCAUACAAGGUAAAAUCCAUUGCCCCUAAUUAUUUUUGUUUGGACUGAAAAUUUUACAUUCAGUGCAACAAUAGUGAGUUAUCAGUCACUGCCCCAUACUCAGAAAUGAGAAGUGUUACUUAUCUUCAACACUGCAGUAGGAGGUAAUCAUUCUGAAAGAGUUCUUCUCAACCAUUACACUGAAAGAGUUAGUUGCUGAGCUGAUUUACAACUGCCUGGUUGAAACUUAAGAAACUUUCUUCAGUGGGCUCACUGGAUUGUUUCCCUGGGUGCCUGUAAAAGUCUCAACAACACAUCUUCCAUCCCAUCAAUCCCCACAAAUUCAGCCAGCAGCUGAUCCACAACUGUUCUCUUCCUGCAUGUUAAGUAUUUUAGCUGCCAAGUUUGAAGCAAUUCAAAUUCUUCACCACUCCCAAAUCAAUCUUCCAUCCAAUUACUGCACAUUUUUAGACCCUCUUUACACAUUUUCCGUGCAGCAAACUUGUUAUAAACACAAGAUGCUGGAAUAGACAAAGUGCUGGAGGAACUCCAGUCAGGAGAGGCAGUUAUGCCGGUAUGUUCUUACAGCAGUUUCUCAUUCGGACUUCAUUCCCCCUCCUCUUCUGUACUGAUAAAGGGUCUCGGACAAAACUGCAGUUUAUUCCCCUCCAUGUACACCAAGUUCAUCCAACAUUUUAACCCAAUUUGUUAACCUAGCAAAAGCACGAAUUAACUUCAGCUACCUACGUACAACCAAGAGAAGGGCGAAGUAUUCAAUGAUCCAGUCACAGAAACACGACUUCCACCUGCACGGAGACUCCAAUAUUCACAUUCCCAAUUGACUUUACUGGCCACCUGUAAUCCUGAACGGUUUUAUUCUUGCAGACAAGAAGCAUUACUACCACUGGGACGUCUAUAGGAUCUGGAAGAGAAUUCUGAGAGCUCGUUGUACCCAACCCACCCAAACAGCAGCAAUUUUAAAAAUUACUGACAAAAUGUCAUGUUUUGUUAACUUUGAAACUGAAGUUUAGAGACAAGUUGCUCACAUUUAGCUGCAUCUUUGUAAUCUUGUAGGUGGAAGUGUUGUAGAAAUAGAUGUUGCCUACGGUCCUGUUAAGUACAUUUAGUUUACUGAAAGCCGGUGAUUCCUUUUGCAAUCAUUCUUCCCAGUAAGUUUCAGAUUUGAUGGGAUCCCAGUAUUGGAGCUGAUCAGUAUCUUAUACCUGAAAAAUAAGAACUAGAGACCAUUUCGCUCCCCCCCCCCCACCCAAAAA
Messenger RNA from Hypanus sabinus (Atlantic stingray), 7457 nucleotides. It is a transcript of the gene scyl1, whose product is annotated as SCY1-like, kinase-like 1. Gene Ontology annotation, molecular function: ATP binding; protein kinase activity. Bases 53 to 2611 code for a protein of 852 amino acids. The record is from RefSeq and is a predicted model, not a curated record. Gene Ontology annotation, biological process: protein phosphorylation. NCBI's taxonomy places the organism in Eukaryota, Metazoa, Chordata, Chondrichthyes, Myliobatiformes, Dasyatidae. The transcript has 18 exons.